AUGAUUGAAAACACUAAAAAGCGAAAGAGAAAUCCAAAUGCACAAACCGAGGAAACCGUUGUUCAAAGAGGUAUUAUUGAUGCAAAUUGGCGAAAAUUACUAGCAAAUAGCUUACUAAUGGAUAAAGGUAAUGAAAAACCUGUUCAGAAAGACCAAAAUCAGCAAUAUACCGGUACGUUCCGAAGAGCUAGAAAGAAAAAAGCUAACGACCCCACCACUUCCAAUUCUGUUCAUAAUAACCUAGAAACAUUGCAAAUAAAUAAUGUACCCUCAAAACUAGAUAAUUCUGUCUCCUUGAACGCAACAGGAAUAAAAAAUAAUGUAACUAUUUCAAACCGUGAAAUGAAAAGUCCUUGUAAUAAAGACAAGAAGGGUUCACUAACGAAGUUUAUUGCAAUGGAUUGUGAGAUGGUAGGAAUUGGCUAUGACGGUGGUGACCAUAUGCUGGCACGUGUGUCGCUUGUAAAUAAAUUUGGCGACUGCAUUUAUGAUAAGUUUGUGAAAGCAAGGGAAGAAGUAAAAGACUAUCGUACAGAUAUAAGUGGUAUCCGAAAAGAAGAUCUAAUCAAUGGCGAAGACUUUACGGUAGUUCAGAAAGAGGUGGCCGAGAUUCUGCGAGGUCGAAUUCUGAUUGGCCACUCCUUGAAGAAUGAUCUAAGCGUUCUCUUUUUAUCCCAUCCUAAGAGAAACAUAAGGGACACAUCAAAGUACAAACCAUUUAGGAAGAUAACAAAAGGCAGCACUCCAUCUUUAAAACGCUUAGCAAAAGAAAUCCUUGGCAUCGACAUCCAGCAUGGUGAACAUAGCUCGGUGGAGGAUGCCAAGGCGGCCAUGCAACUCUACUGCACAGUCGCGAAGACGUGGGAACGGAUGAUGAGUGAAAAGCGAGGGUACAACAAGAAGAUGGUGGAUGAAUGA
This is a messenger RNA of Parnassius apollo (apollo), 918 nucleotides long. Lineage: Eukaryota; Metazoa; Arthropoda; Insecta; Lepidoptera; Papilionidae. The record is from the annotation of a GenBank genome assembly.